AUGGAUGUCGCUCAGUUCACCAGUCUCAGUCCCAGCUCCCUCAAAGCAGAGGACACGGCUCGUCGAGUGAAAUGUGACGAGGCCAAGCCGCAUUGCCGACGAUGCCAACAGGGCAAACGCUCCUGUGAAGGCUACCCUGAAGGAGCGCCUACUGCCCAAGAGCAGACGGAGCAGACGGCACACACGGCCGUUACGCUUUCUGUCCAUCUGGGGAGCCUAGGUGGCCUCAAUCUCCGCGAGCCCACACAGCUAGGACCGGACCCAGAACUUGAGCGUCUACGGCUUUUGGCCUGCACCGUGUUAUCACAAGGCCGGCCUGGUGCAAGAACCGAAGCGGAGACGGCCUUUUGGAGUCGUCUGGUGCCCCAGCUCGCACUGUCCAUCCCGAGCGUGCGAGAGGCGGCGGCUGCUUUUGCAGCGUCUUACGAGCAACAGAUGCUGAAAAGAUGUGCCGGUGCCGCCAAGUUCAAGGCAUUGCACCAGAUCACGGCCGCCAUCGCGAAAAUCCGACACGAUGUCAUUCGGCUCCCUCACGGCCCUCUGCCGGUCCUUGUAGCCUGCAUCCUGUUGGCCUGUGCCGAGACAAUCCAGCACCGACACACGGAUGCCCUACUUCAUCUGCGAGGCGCCUUCUCGGUCAUGAACUCCCGCGAAUGGCUUGCCGCCAGGCCUGCGAACAGCAAAGCCCUGCUCGACGAUGACCUAUCGUGUCUGUUUGGAAAAUUGGACCUGCAAGUCAUCACCUACGCGCUGGCAAACCCCGCAGAGCUCCAAAUCCCUGUUGCACCGGGUAUGGAACCCGACGUUGUCACGUUCACUCCGCAACAAGCUGAUCGGGAGCUCUUCCGGACGUUGCACGCUUGCUACAGUUUCGCCACAAUAGCCGCUCAAUGCAAAUAUCGCCCUCGCGCAGCCUCUCGGGAUUCGCUGGUGCUGGAGCAAGGCCGUCACAUUGCCGGACUGACCCGGUGGCUCUCGUGUUAUCGACAAUACUCAAAGAUGGACCACGAGAUUUCACCGCUCAACAAACUGCACGGACUCGUGCUUCAGGCACAUUGUCUCAGUGCGCUCAUCUACAUCUCGAAUAUCCUCGAACCAUUCGAGACGGCAUACGACAAGUUCGCUCCACAGUUUCGACAGCUCGUCGGCUGUGUCGAGCAAGCCAUGACUGUCAAACCCACCGAGGCCGAGAUGCCCACCUUCAACGCUGAGAGGGGAGUCAUCCAGCCUCUCUUCUUCACGGCUAUCAAGUUUCGUGAUUCGGUGUGGCGGGCAAAAGCGACAUCCCUACUUCGGAAAUGCGGGAGAGAAGGCCCAUGGUCCGGGUCCGUCGAGGGAGCUGCUGCGGAAUGUGUGGUGCGAGCGGAAGAGGCAACGGCCUCUCAAAUAAUAGCCAACGCCGCCUCGUGCGUGGUGUCAUCGUCGUCGUCGGCGUCCCAACCCGUGUUUCUUCCUCAGGAUGUUCCCGAACAGGCACGAGUAGCCGGACAUUCUCUGUUCGAAAUCGUCGACGAGGACUCCUCGGGCGAAAUGUCGGCGGUCAUCGAGAUGUCCCGAUGCCGCGACAUGCACGCGCUGCUGCUUGACGAGUCGCCGGAGCCUGAUGCCAAAAAACACUGGCUGUACUGGAAAGAGACAUGCCGGCUUUCGCUCGCCUGA
Molecule: messenger RNA, 1659 nt
Organism: Fonsecaea erecta
Lineage: Eukaryota; Fungi; Ascomycota; Eurotiomycetes; Chaetothyriales; Herpotrichiellaceae
Exons: 4
Coding region: 1-1659 (552 amino acids)
Biological process (GO): regulation of DNA-templated transcription
Molecular function (GO): DNA-binding transcription factor activity, RNA polymerase II-specific; zinc ion binding
Source: RefSeq, a predicted model, not a curated record